ACAAACUUCUUCUCAUCUCAUUGUGAUCAACAUCAAAUCUGUUUUGGCACUUCUUUCAAAACCCAAGCUUCAUCUUAACAUUUCCCAAUGUGAUGAUCUGAUCAACAGCACUGACGCAAAUAAAUCCACAUAUUUAUCAAGACAUUUAGUCCAUAACGGUGCUGCUGCCAGACUUGAUUCAAUAUUUAUCCAUAAACCUCACUACUUAAUAAAGAGAAGAGAGCAACGAAAACAAAUCCAUUACUAAUAAAAAAUCCAGUAGAAGAAACUUUAUCAAAAAUGAUGGGAAGUUUGAGCUCCAAUGGUUCUUAUGCACCUUCGAGAAAGGUGAUGAUGAUGGGUUAUGAUGUGCCUGAGGGAAUAGAUAUUAGGGGACGCUACACUGAGGAAUAUGCAAAGAUAUUAACUAAGGAUGCACUAAUGUUUGUUGCUGAUCUGCAAAGAAAGUUUCGCAAUCGAAUUAAGUAUGCUUUGGAGUGCAGGAAAGAAGCUCAGAGACGGUAUAAUGCUGGUGCGCUGCCGGGGUUUGAUCCUGCUACGAGGUAUAUUAGGGAAGGGGAGUGGGUUUGUGCUUCUGUUCCACCAGCUGUUGCAGAUCGGAAAGUUGAGAUUACUGGGCCGACUGAGCGUAAGAUGGUUAUCAAUGCACUCAACUCUGGGGCCAAAGUUUUCAUGGCUGAUUUCGAAGAUGCAUUAUCGCCAACUUGGGAAAACCUAAUGAAAGGUCAAGUGAACUUGAAAGAUGCAGUAGAAGGAUCCAUAAGUUACCAUGACCAAGCUAGAAACAGAGUAUACAAGCUCAAUGACCAAACUGCCAAACUCUUUGUUCGUCCACGAGGAUGGCACCUUCCUGAGGCUCACAUUCACAUAGAUGGUGAGCCUGCGACUGGUUGCCUUGUCGACUUCGGUCUCUACUUUUACCAUAACUACAGAGCUUUCCGCCAGAACCAAGGCGCUGGUUUCGGUCCUUUCUUUUAUCUCCCUAAAAUGGAGCACUCAAGGGAAGCAAAGAUAUGGAACUGUGUAUUUGAGAAGGCGGAAAAGAUGGCAGGAAUUGAGAGAGGAAGCAUCAGAGCUACUGUACUGAUUGAGACUCUUCCCGCUGCCUUUCAAAUGGAUGAAAUCCUCUAUGAAUUGCGUGAUCACUCAGUUGGGUUGAAUUGUGGUAGAUGGGAUUAUAUUUUCAGUUAUGUGAAGACCUUCCAGGGUCACUCAGAUCGUUUACUUCCUGAUAGAGUUCAGGUUGGCAUGGCUCAGCACUUUAUGAGAAGUUACUCUGACCUUCUCAUCCGGACAUGUCAUAGGCGUGGUGUUCAUGCCAUGGGCGGCAUGGCAGCUCAAAUACCAAUUAGAGAUGAUCCAGAAGCAAAUGAAGCAGCAUUAGAGCUGGUGAGGAAAGACAAGCUCCGUGAGGUAAGAGCAGGUCAUGAUGGAACUUGGGCUGCCCACCCUGGACUUAUCUCUGCAAUUAUGGAUGUCUUUCAAAACAACAUGGGAAGCAUACCUAACCAGAUCCAAAGCAUGAGGAGAGAAGAUGCAGUUGUAACUGAGGAAGACCUCAUACAGAAGCCUAGAGGUGUCAGGACAAUGGAUGGCCUUCGCCUAAACACCAGAGUUGGAAUCCAGUAUGUGGCUGCAUGGCUUACUGGAACAGGGUCAGUUCCUCUUUACAACCUGAUGGAGGAUGCUGCCACUGCAGAGAUCAGCAGAGUUCAAAACUGGCAGUGGCUGAAGUACGGGGUAAGUUUGAACGGCGAUGGGCUUGGAGUUCACGUGACUAGAGAGCUCUUCGGUAGGGUAGUAGAAGAAGAGAUGGCAAGGAUCGAGAAAGAGGUCGGUGCACAAAGGUUCAAGCGUGGAAUGUACAGGGAAGCUAGCAAGAUAUUCACUCGACAGUGCACUGCAGCAAUCCUUGAUGAUUUUCUGACUCUAGAUGCUUAUAACCAAAUCGUUCAACAUUACCCCAAGGUUUCCUCUAAGCUCUAAGCAAGUUCACCAUCUAGAAGGCUACCAGAAGUUAUUAUGUUAACCAGGUUUCAUCUUUUGUUGUUUCAUCCAUAUGGGUCUAUCUCGACUCAUUUUCACCACUUUGAAUAAGUAAUAAUCACCUCUUCUCAUUGUUAUACGGUUAUCACAGGGGGAAGUUAAUGUAUUUGUCUUUUGUUUUCUUUCCA
Papaver somniferum (opium poppy) is the source of this 2174-nucleotide messenger RNA. Its product is annotated as malate synthase, glyoxysomal-like. Gene Ontology annotation, biological process: glyoxylate cycle. Bases 280 to 1986 code for a protein of 568 amino acids. The transcript is spliced from 4 exons. Gene Ontology annotation, molecular function: malate synthase activity. Lineage: Eukaryota; Viridiplantae; Streptophyta; Magnoliopsida; Ranunculales; Papaveraceae. Gene Ontology annotation, cellular component: cytoplasm. The record is from RefSeq and is a predicted model, not a curated record.